AUGCCAUCUCCUGCGACGACACUACGUCCCUCCAAUCGUGGAGGAACUGCAAAAUCCACAAAACCGCUGGACAUCGGAGAACCGCUAGGGGUGCACGACACGAACACGGUGCGCUCUAGAGUGCGAAAAUGGCAGCAACAAGGCGGCGGGGUUGUGACAGUGGACGACCCCUAUGCCGAUGACGAUGAAAAUGACGCGAAGCCGAAACCAAAACCUGCCAAGGUCAAGAUAGAGAAGCUGGAGAAGCCGAACAAAGACAAGCCCCCGACCACAAGGAAACGCAGUCACAGCACACCCCGCAAACGUGUGGUGAGCGACGAGCAUUGGAAACGAACGCGAAAUCGAGCCUCGACCCAAUCCUCGUCGCGCAAUCUACCUGCACCUAAGCGCAUAGCCGAAUAUACCAUAAACGAAGGGCAGCCUAAGUCUUCACGGGGAAAACACAACAAUAGCGAAGAUGAAGAUGGGAAAGCUCACGAUCUUCCUCGAUCUCAGACAAAGCGCGGCACUGGGACAGGCUCUAAAUCUCCUAUUCAAGACACCAAGUCCGCAGGUGCGCGACAGAAUAUCGAUACCAUCACGGAAAGCGACUAUGAGACAGACCAUCCCAAAUCCGUCGAAGCUUCAGAGCUCUCGGAUAGACUUAGGACGCGCUCCCCUCCCCCAGAGGAUGCAUGGGCGGCAAGCGAGGCGGAUUUCUCUGAGCUGUCGAGAAGACGCAAGCGUGGCCCAGCAAAGCCUCCCAAAGGUGGUAUAUUCGCGCACAUGAUCGACGAGUCCAGGAAAAUGUUUGGAAUCCCCGAACCCGAACCGCCGAGACCUACACCUACGCCAACUGCGGGCCGUGGAGCCAAAAUCGAGGCAUGGCUGUCUGAUACACCGGAUCCUUUUAUGGAUGAAGCCGGAUCUCAGAAUGAUAUACCGGCUCCUCUGGAUCUGAAGUCAGGCCGAGCAAGACGAUCUCAAAAACUUGCAGACGGAGACCUACAAGCUACUACCGAGUCAGAAUCAUCAACGAUCAGCGAGCGCCCGAAGAGCUCCGACCGACCAAAGAGUGCUGUGAGUAAGAAUUCCAAGGGAAAGGACAGUUCUUCUUCAAUCGACAAAGGACCGAAGACACAAGAUCGCGACACGGCGCCAGAAUCGAAACGGGCUAGUAUAGAUAAGACCUCCAAGUUAUCUGUCAAGAGCAAAGAGGACAAUCCUGUCGAAGACAAGCCUUAUGAGGAUAGUCUCGCCCCCUCGGAGUCGGAGUUUCAACCCUUUCCAGAUGGCGGCUCUGAAGUGUCGGGACAUAAUGCACCCGUACCGCUUGCCCGUAAGAAGCCAUUCCCGACCACUGGUUACCAUCGUUUAUCAACCAUCGCUUCUUCGGAAACAUUGAGCACCACUCUGACAGAUGGAACUGAGCAUGUACCGAAGCCUACCUCAACCAUAAAACGGCAAUCAACACUUGCCGAGGAAGCAGAAGAAGCAGAAAAGGAUGACCAGUUCGAUCCAGAUUCGCUACCUGUGGUCUCCUCGCAACUAAAAAGACGUCUUACCACUCACAAUGACCUCAUGUCUGUGCUGUCUGUUUCGGCUUCGCGGAGCAGAAGCACCCGAUCGAAUCGAAGUAUUCGCACCAACAAAAGUCGCUUAGCCCACGCGACAGUUGACGAUUUGCUUUAUGAGCUUUCGGGUGACGAGACAAAGUAUAUGCGCGAGCUGAAAACACUGGUCGGGGGUGUGAUUCCGGUCCUCUUGACCUGCGUGUUGUCCCGCUCUGAUUCGGCCAUUGCCGCAGGCCUGUUUCGGCCGUCUUUGGACCCUGAAGACGACCUGAACUUCUCAAAGCCAAUUGUUAACAUGGGAGUCGCGAUCGAACGCCUCAAGAACCUGCACAAGCGAAUCCCGCAGGACAACGCGGAUGCAUUGCUUACAUGGGCGCAGGGUGCCCAGAGAGUCUACCGCGAGUACUUGAAGGCGUGGCGCCUUGGAUUCAAGGAUGUAAUUGUCAACCUGGCUCCUUUGGAAGAAGAUGAAGCCACGAACGAUGCUGACACAAAGAGCCUGGAUGAAGGCUUGGAGCGCGAUGAAAAUGGUGACAUUGUAGAUAGCGAUGGGGAAAAGGUCGAUGUGGCCUAUCUGUUAAAGCGGCCGUUGGUACGUCUAAAGUACCUAGCGAAGAGUUUCAAGGGCAUCAAUAUGCUAGAACCGUCGCCAAAGGCCGAAGAAACUGCCGCCGCCUAUCAAAGUCUUGUGCUCGAUGCCCGAAAACGUGUCCGCGAUGAAAGAGCAAGGUUGGAAGACGACUCUGCUGCCAGUAUCGACCCAACACGCACAAGAGACCCCAUGACCUUGGGCGUCCUCCGAGGCAUCGGCAUUGAUCAGAGUCGCCAUGUACGUGCUCGUGAUUUCUUCAAUCUCUCAUUAUAUCACUCAAGUGGGCAGCUUGUGGAUUGUCGAGCUGAGCUUCUAUAUCGAGACAACCCCUCAAACAAAGGGCCUGGAGGUGAUCUGUUGAUUUGUGAAAUCGAUCAUUCCGAUCGUUGGCUUCUCUUCCCUCCCAUGGACCUGAGAUGUGUUUCAGCCCGCAAGGGGGAAUCGAAGCAUGAAAUUGUGAUCAUGCUGCGCAGUGCUCCUGGGGACGAAACCAAGUACUGGCAAGAAUUGAUCUCGCUCCGCAUUGACGAAGAAGAAGUUGGGUCCGAGUGGGUCUCACUGCUCGGAUCUGACCCUAUUCCACCAUCAAUCUGUCGAAGCCAAAGCUUCAUCAGCCGAGCCAAGCAGAACAAGGCUCGCAAACCCCCUGCCGUUAGUUCUCCGCCCAGGCCACACCCAAAUGACAUUGAUAUUCCCAUUGGCGAGAAGGCGACUGGUAAACGACGCUCAUGGACCCCCAAAGAGCACUCGUCUGAGCCAAGUACGGUCAGCUCUGUUACUGAUCCCAGGAGUUCUUUGUCCUCAAUCAUCACCAGGGAAACUGAUUACACCACUGGAGGAUCUGAGCUGUCUGCAAAACCCGCCCGCCCUGACCUCCCUCUUCUUCCUUCUACCGCUUCUAGGAGCUCGCCAAGCAGCCCGGAAAAGACUCCCACGGGGCUCAAACGAUCCAAGGCUAAGAGACUUUCCCGCUACGGUGACAGCCCGGCUUCCGAGACUGCCUCUCAGCACACUGUUUACGCCAACGGGGGUAGAUUCUAUGGUGAAACGGAGGAAUCCCCAGCCAGGGGAUCACCAAGAGAGAAGUCGCGCUCGAGGAUUCCUCAACCUCAGAAGACGCCUAUUCGGGAACCCGAGCCGGAGUCUCCUAGAGUAUCAUCUGUACCCUCAGCAACCCUCCCAUUGAUUCCCAAAAUCCGAACUCCUAGCAGCCAAACUCACCUUUCUACUCCGACAACCAUCGGCCCCGAAGAGGAGGAAGAUUACCCUCCACUUGAAUGCUUGCCUAAGCAAGAAAUUCCGGAGACGCCAACAAGAACCAGGAGAAGGAAGUCCCGAAGACGGCCAAAGGAUGAUGAUAGUCCUCCCCCUCCCCCGCCUCAUCGCUCGCCUAGCCCUGCAAAUGGCAAGCGCUCAACUCCUCCAGUUCUCACUUCCAGUAGUGGUGGACUCAAGCGACGUGGCUCUUCUCCCCUGAAGCACGAAUAUGAACCCUCUACAGCUUCAGAUUAUUCAGAGACCGACUCGGACGCGUCGACAGUGCGCCACUAUUCCUACUCAUCAUCUGAAUAUUCAAGAUCAGGUGGCUUUUCUGAUUCAGACGAGGACUACUCAUCGGUAUCUGAAGAUGAAGAAUAUGUUCCUCCCAAGCCAAGAGCACCAGAUGCGAUUACUGACGCCAGUUCUCUCUCGCCUUCUAAUUCUGUGUCGCAGAGUGGCUACCGUGCUGUCCCGCUGCAGCCUACCAAGACCAACAAGGCCAUUGCCUCUAUCUUUGCCUGGUCCGACAAAGGCAACUGGGAGAGUUUGCUUCCUGACGAAUGUAGCAUUAUCGUUAGUCCUGGCCUGAUCGAGGCCUUCGCGAUGGGCUCUGAACCUGAUGAAAACUCCGAUUCCACAUCAUCAUCAAGACCACUCAUCUCUCUUGAAUUGACACCACUUGUUCCUAUUCGCCGUGGCACUGCCAUCGAUAUCAGUAUUCGCUCUCCUCCCACCGAGCGAUCCAAGAUCACGUCUAGCAACAACAUCAUGUUCCGGUCAAGCAACCCUGAUGAAUGCGACGCCCUGUACGGUCUCAUCAACCAAUCAAGAAUCAACAACCCAACAUAUAUCGCGCUUCAAAACGCCCGCGGCCCAUUCAACGGCCAAGUCUCUACCUUCGAGCCUGCACCGAAAUCCGGCGGAGGCCUGUUUGGCUGGCCCCGCCGCAGAAAGAGCUACCGCGCAUCAAGCUCUCCGCGCUCUUUAGCCGAAGGAUCCGAAAGCAGCGUGGGAACCAUGAGCAGCGCAUUCUCCGCCCUCAAACGCUUCGGCAAUAGCAGCAGAAUGUUCAACAUUUCCCGCUCAACCAUCGAAUCCCGCACCGGCCGCGAAGGCAGCAUCUACUCCGGCUCCGGUGACUCCGGCAACGAUCCAUCUCUCAAUUCAGGCAUAGGCCGUAUCGCCGCCGCAGUCAAAGGCGCCGACGGCAUCGGUCUCUCAAACGCCAAGGUCCGUCUUUACGCACGUGAAUCCGCCUCCAAGUGGCGCGACAUGGGCGCCGCGCGUAUGACAAUCAUGCCCGCGCCACCCAAGAACCCCUCCCGCCCUGGCACUGGUGUCAGCGGCCGCAGCGAUAGCAGCUCCCCGCAGGGCGAGAACGCCGACAACGCAAGUGGGACUUCACCUCCCGGGUCGGGCUCAGCCUCUCCUCGCGGCGCUAUCUCGACUGAGAAACGUAUCGUCAUUCGCGGAAAGACACGUGGCGAGACUCUUCUCGAUGUCUGUCUGGGCGAGAGCGCCUUUGAACGCAUUGCCCGUACAGGCAUUGCAGUCUCCAUCCGGGAGGAGAAUGAAGACGCUUCCAUCGCCAAGAAGGGUGGUGUUGCUACUGGCUCUGGCAAGAUAUUUAUGAUUCAAAUGAAGAGUGAGGCUGAGGCAGCUUAUACCUUUGGGCUUGUUGGUAAGCUCAGGUAUUGA
Penicillium crustosum is the source of this 5103-nucleotide messenger RNA. RefSeq lists its product as uncharacterized. Gene Ontology annotation, cellular component: nucleus; site of double-strand break. The coding region runs from base 1 to 5103 and encodes 1700 amino acids. The transcript is spliced from 2 exons. The record is from RefSeq and is a predicted model, not a curated record. NCBI's taxonomy places the organism in Eukaryota, Fungi, Ascomycota, Eurotiomycetes, Eurotiales, Aspergillaceae.